Molecule: messenger RNA, 4746 nt
Organism: Cyprinus carpio (common carp)
Lineage: Eukaryota; Metazoa; Chordata; Actinopteri; Cypriniformes; Cyprinidae
Product: cadherin-8
Biological process (GO): calcium-dependent cell-cell adhesion; synaptic transmission, glutamatergic; cell-cell junction assembly
Cellular component (GO): plasma membrane; catenin complex; adherens junction
Molecular function (GO): calcium ion binding; cadherin binding
Source: RefSeq, a predicted model, not a curated record
CAUUCAUUGCCAGGGUUGAGGUCCUGCCUCUUUAUCAGCCCAAUGAGCGCGGCAGAGGGGAGGCUCUUCCCACCAAACACCUCUCGUCCAUCUCUCCUCACUCCUCCACUCAGCGAGCGGGCUUGCCGGAGCUCACCGACACCCUGUCAACGCCAAGCCACUAAACUGUACGGAUAGUAAUCGUUCCCAAACGCGUCUGUCAACUUAUUUUCUUAUUUUGUUCUUGUCCGUUUUCAGUUGACAGAAAAUUGACAGAAAGACAAGUGCCUGCAGUAUUGCGAAACAAGUCACGUCUUUUUUCCCCCCUUCUCUGAUAAUCUUUUUCUUCUUCUUCUUCUUCUGUGAAUGACAUGGAACGGACGUCCGGAUGAGAUACAAUCUCUUACAUUGAUGAACCAACUAAUGGAUGUCGCAUCUCUCCGUGCGUCUCUCUUCUCUGUGUUCUGGACACAGAUCAGAGUGCAUCCGUGACCCUCUUCGCAACAUGUACUCAAGCUGGGAGAUACGUAGAACAGAAGAGUAACCAUCCAGCUGUCCGUCAGCUGGUCGACCCCUGACUUUUGGAGGGGAAGCAAAAACAAAGCAAAGACAAAAAAAAAUAAAAAAUACAAAGAUGCUUAAACGUGGAGAGGAGAUGCAGCGAGAUCUAUGGACUUCUCUCCUGCUAGUAUGGAUUACUUGUGUGCAGUACUCUUCCAUGGCUCCGUUAAACAAUCAGUCACAAAGUUUACAAACGGCAUCAGCCAUGAUCCCACGAAACCGGCCAAGCGAAGGACAAAGAAUCCUCAGUCGUGCCAAGAGAGGAUGGGUUUGGAAUCAAAUGUUUGUGUUGGAGGAGUUCUCUGGACCCGAUCCAAUUCUGGUUGGCAGGCUCCAUACGGAUUUGGACAUGGGGAAUAAGAACAUCAAGUAUGUGCUGGCAGGGGAAGGGGCGGGCACCAUCUUCGCCAUCAACGAGAGGACGGGGGACAUUCACGCCAUGAAAAGGCUAGACAGGGAGGAGAAGGCCGAGUACACGCUCACAGCACAGGUCAUCGACAGAGACACCGACAAACCUCUGGAACCGCCGUCAGAGUUCAUCAUCAAAGUGCAAGACAUCAAUGACAACCCCCCACAGUUCAUCGAGGGGCCUUACAAAGGUUCAGUGCCAGAGAUGUCCCAAGUGGGUACAUCAGUAACGAGAGUAACCGCAACCGACGCGGAUGAUCCAGUGUAUGGAAACAGUGCCAGACUGGUCUACAGCAUUCUGGAAGGCCAGCCUUAUUUCUCCAUCGACCAAACCACUGCAAUCAUUAGGGUGGCUCUGGCAGGAAUGGAUCGUGAGAUGAGGGAAGAGUAUCUUGUUGUCAUUCAAGCAAAAGACAUGGGAGGUCACAUGGGUGGGUUGUCAGGAACCACUACUGUGACAGUCACUCUUACUGAUAUCAACGAUAACCCACCAAAGUUCUCAAAGGGCUCUUAUGAGUUCACUAUUCCUGAGGAUCUUGGCAUCGGGAAACCUGGUGGAAGAGUAAAAGCAAAUGACAGAGACAUCGGGGAAAAUGCUAAAUCUGCUUACAGCAUCAUAGGUGGAGACGAGAGGGAUGUCUUUGAGAUUGUCACUGAUGCUCAGACACAGGAGGGAAUCCUCAGACUCAAGAAGCCUCUGGACUUUGAGUCCAAAAAAUCCUACAACCUAACAGUGGUAGCGACCAACAUACGUGCCGAUUCGAUUACGGGUGGGCCCUACAUGGACCAGGCCACAGUCAAAAUCAUCAUUGAGGAUGCAGAUGAACCCCCUGUCUUCACAAAGUCUGCUUAUCUUUUCGACGUGCAUGAAAAUGCUGCAAUCAACACAGUCAUAGGAGCAGUAGCGGCGAGAGACCAGGACGCCACACACAGCCAAGUCAGGUAUUUUAUUGAUAGGCACACAGAUUUAGAAAGGCAGUUUAACAUUAAUGUUGAUGACGGGAAGAUCACAUUAGCUAAACCUCUGGAUAGAGAGACGGAUAUGUGGCACAAUAUCACAGUGACAGCCACUGAAGUUCGAAACCACAGCCAGAUUUCCAGAGCCAUAGUGGCGAUCAAAGUGCUGGACAUAAAUGACAACGCCCCUGAGUUCGCCACCGAAUACGAAGCAUUCCUUUGUGAAAACGGCAAACCUGGACAGGUGAUUCAAACCAUCAGCGCCGUGGACAAAGACAAUCCUUCCCAGGGACACACUUUCCACUACCGCCUGGAGAUGCUCAAUAAUCCCAAUUUCACCAUCAAAAACAAUUUAAAUAACUCAAUCAGCGUUCUUGCCAAGCACGAUUCCUUUCGGCGACAGAAACAGGAGACGUACCUCCUUCCCAUCGUCGUGACUGACGACGGCGAGCCUCCAAUGAGCAGCACGAACACUUUAACUAUCCGGGUGUGCGGCUGCAGCAGGGACGGCACUGUGCAGUCGUGUAACGUCGAGGCUUUUGUUCUACCCAUUGGUCUCAGCAUGGGAGCUCUGAUUGCUAUUCUAGCUUGUAUAAUUCUACUUCUCGUUAUCGUGGUCUUGUUUGUGACGCUGAGGAGACACAAGAACGAGCCUCUAAUCAUCAAAGACGAUGAGGACGUGAGGGAGAACAUCAUCCGUUACGAUGACGAGGGAGGCGGGGAGGAGGAUACGGAGGCCUUUGACAUCGCCACCCUGCAGAACCCAGAUGGUAUCAACGGCUAUCUGCCCAGGAAGGACAUCAAGCCUGACCUGCAGUUCAUGCCCAGACAGGGUCAGCACUCGGGUCCGAAUGGAGUAGACGUGGAUGAAUUCAUCAACGUACGGCUUCAUGAGGCAGACAACGACCCCACGGCUCCACCAUACGACUCCAUCCAAAUCUAUGGCUACGAGGGCAGGGGCUCCAUCGCGGGCUCCCUGAGUUCCCUCGAAACGGCCUCCUCGGACUCGGACCAGAACUAUGACUACCUUAGAGAGUGGGGGCCGCGCUUCAGAAGACUGGGCGAGCUCUAUUCUGUCGGCGAGAGCGACAAAGAGACUUGACCUCCAAGCACUACAGACCUUUUGCUUCUGUCCACAUAACUUGUGUAUUAUGCUACGGGGAUGUUAGACACUGCUGUUUAAAAGGGGGUGGGGGCGCCUUUUUUGAAUCUUCUUAGAGAGACCUAAUAGCAUUAGUCAUCUACCACAUCAGAGUGCAUCGUAACUUCAGAACUUACCAGUGUCUAUAGUAGGAGGUCAAUGAUUCUUGUGGAGUGUGAGUUUAGAUUACCGUCACUGAGUGUCUAGCAGUAUUUUGGGUAUUUGUUGUUCACUGUGACCACCAGAGGCAUCACAACCUUGAUUCUUGGUAGUCGCUUGAAAGGACUAGAUGGAAAGAGGACUUUAGGACACCUUGUAGCCCGCUGUGGCUUGGCAGGAGAAAAAGGACUGCAGAGGACUCAAAAUGACACCGCUCCCCAGCGACAACAGAUCUCUUGCCGUCAUUCAGCCAAUCAGAUAAAGGAACAUUUAAAAAAGAAGGUAAACUAAAUAGCAAUAUGUUGUCUACAUUACUUAUGAAUGUAUGUGUGGUUUAACAAAUGCGAGCGCAAUGAAAAUACGUCACACUGGCUUUAGGAUCUGCCUGCUGAGAUAACGUUUGACCCUUUGAUACUACGUGGCCAGAUUUCUUGAGUAAACUGGAAAAGCCUUUAGGCUUGCUUUAUACAACCCUUUGUAUCCAUAUGCUUUACGUGUGGUUCACACUCUAAGAUGAUUAGACUGUGUAAGACUGCGUUGAGGACAACAAGAGAAUUGUGGAAACAAUGAGGCCUUCGUUUUUUCAAAAGCAAGCAUUAAAUACAGUCGUAUUCCAAUGUUUUUUGGAACAUUGAUGGUGUUUCUUCAUUGUUGUGUAUGUUUUAUAUAAAUAUAUAAAUAUUCAUCGCCAGUCGUCUGUUUUGUGCUGCAGUUUUGAGCAUAUUUGUACUUUUUAUUUUUUAUUUAUUUAUUUAUUUUAGUAAAACGUAUUUUUUUUUUUACAUUUUAUUUAAAGUUUCAAGCUUUUCCUCUUCUGCUUUGUUUUACUCUGCUGCAUCACCGUUUAUUUUUUUUUUUAUUAUUAUUUUUUUUUUGUUAAGCUGAACUGAAUUUCUGAACUGAAAUUCACACAGUGAGAUUUGUUAACUACACUGAACUGUGAAAUCCACAGAGGAUUUGUUGACUAGGAAAGAUAAGUCAAUAUUUUAUUGACACUGUGUGUGUGUGUAUAUAUAUAUUCACAUACUAUACCCAGUGAUAUCAGUGAUCAUUCUAAGCACAAUAGCCGAGAACAUCUACUUCAUGUUUAUAUUUGACCCCUGCCAUUUUUAAAAUAAAAAAAAAACAAAAUCCAUUGAGUAAAGAAAUACAGAAACAGACAUGCGUAAUGUGCUGCACUGUAUGAUAUUAGAGCAAAAAAAUAAAAAUAAAAAAAAAGAAAGAAAGAAAAAAAGAUGUACAUAGAGUCAUUGCUGAUUAUCUUAGCUUUUCUUUUAAGUGAUAGGUUUUGUCUAUGCACGUUAGCUAUUGCACAUUGGAAUCUGGCACUGGAGCUACGUGCAUAUUCUGUUUGUAUUGAUGCGAUAUAUGGCAAUUCUCUUGGAUGGACAGAAUAUAUAAAAUAGUCUUUCAUGCAAAUCAUAUUUUCUACUGUGCUUUAAUGCUCAUACACUUGUAUGUUUAAUUAGCUACUCUCUGUAUUGUAAUCUAAGAUAUCCAUGUAUUGUUUCCUACUUUGUGAAAUAUAUUUUUAUAAAUAA